AUGCUAUCCGAAGAAUACACCUCACUGUACGCCAUGGCAAGACACGAGCCCGACCUCGAGCAGAACAGGGCCCGCAUGGCCGCUGGGGAGCUGUAUUAUGCUUUUACACCUGACCUCAUUGCCGACCGACAACGUUGCUCCGCCGCUUGCGAAAAGUUCAACCUCCGAGAUGUUCGCCCCCUCCCGGCCCCAGCCACGAGCGCGGAGGAAGAGGAGAAGAACCUGGCGGAUGAGCCCUGGGUCGAUGGGCCUGUGAGGAUGGAUUAUGGUUACAACGUCAAGUUGGGCAAGAACGUCUACAUCAACUUCAACAGUGUGUGGAUUGACACGUGCACAAUCGAGGUCGGUGACCGUACGCUCAUCGGUCCCAACUGUUCCUUCUACAGCGCUGCACACCCCCUGGAUCCCGUCCUGCGGAACGGCACUAGGGGCCCCGAGUAUGGGAAGCCUAUCAAGAUUGGCUCCGACUGUUGGUUUGGUGGCAACUGUAUCGUCCUCCCCGGCGUGACCAUCGGUAGAGGCGUCACUGUCGGGGCGGGCAGCGUCGUCACAAAAGACGUUCCGGACUUCGUCGCCGUUGCCGGUAACCCGGCCCGUGUCAUCAGGGAAGUCCCACACACUGGCGAGGAAAGAAUCUCUUGA
Messenger RNA from Colletotrichum lupini, 642 nucleotides. Its product is annotated as galactoside O-acetyltransferase. The record is from RefSeq and is a predicted model, not a curated record. Lineage: Eukaryota; Fungi; Ascomycota; Sordariomycetes; Glomerellales; Glomerellaceae. Gene Ontology annotation, molecular function: acetyltransferase activity. Bases 1 to 642 code for a protein of 213 amino acids. The transcript has 3 exons.